Molecule: messenger RNA, 4626 nt
Organism: Scutellospora calospora
Lineage: Eukaryota; Fungi; Glomeromycota; Glomeromycetes; Diversisporales; Gigasporaceae
Source: the annotation of a GenBank genome assembly
AUGACUGAAGUUCUCGUCUACGUGACUGAUGCUCUCCAAAAUAUUUACGAUGGUAACUUGGACUAUUGCCAGAAUUUAAAGUACCAAGGACAAUUUGAUUCGAAAGUAGAACAAUUUGAUGUGGUUUUUAAGAAAUUGUUAGAGCGUCAUAUUUAUUUAGAAAAAGAAGUGACUUAUUAUAAGUCACUACUUAGUGAAAAUGAUUCUAUAGUCAUAAUAAAUGACAAUAUAUCUUCUGAUGAAGAUUCCUCUCAACAAGUAACAAAACCAUCAACAGAAAUGACUAUUUCUCCUGCAAAAUAUGAUGCUCUUCGUACUCAUAUUAUGACAUUACCACAUAAAACCACUACUGACACAUUUGAUUCUGAGAGUGAUCCUGAAACUCCUCCUUCUUUAGAACAUGAUAGAAUUUGUUUAGAUUGUUUAAGUCAAUGUACAAAUGUCGCUUUAGCUGUUUCAACUGGUGAUUUCAAACAACGUAUUACUUGUCCUUAUGCAUCCGGUCCAAUGCUUACUUUGAAGAAUGCAAUGAAUAUUAUGGCUGAUAAAAUUGAUCAUGUUUCUGUCGAACUCAUUCGUAAUGCUCGCGAAGUGGGUGAAGAGGGUAGAUUGGGUGUUCAAGCAGAAACUCAAAACAUAGAAGGUGAUUGGAAGGAAAUGAUGGUACACUUAAAUAUGAUGGCUAGUAAUCAUUCAGAACAAGUAAGAGAUAUUGCUGAAGUAUGUACCGCAGUAGCUCAUGGUGAUCUUAGCAAAAAGAUAACUGUUGAAGUUAAAGGAGAAACACUUGUAUUAAAAAAUACUAUUAAUACUAUGGUUACUCGAGUAGCUCAUGAAGUAGGUACUGAAGGUAAACUCGGUGUUCAAGCUCAAGUUCAAGGUGUUGGUGGAACAUGGAAACUUUUAACUGAUAAUGUUAAUACAAUGGCUGCUAAUUUAACUGCUCAAGUGCGUGAUAUCGCUGAUGUAUCGAAAGCUGUCGCAAGAGGGGAUCUAAGUAAAAAAAUUACUGUCGAUGUAAAAGGAGAAAUAUUGGAUCUUAAAAAUACAAUUAAUACUAUGGUUGAUCAAUUACAAACUUUCGCUACAGAGGUCACUCGUGUGUCACUAGAAGUAGGUACUGAAGGUAAACUAGGUGGUCAAGCUAAUAUUAAAAAUGUUGGUGGAAUAUGGAAAGAUCUUACGGACAAUGUAAAUCUCAUGGCUUCAAAUUUAACCGAUCAAGUACGUGAUAUUGCUACUGUUUGUAAGAGUGUGGCUUGCGGUGAUCUUAGCAAGACAAUUACUGUUCAAGUUCAAGGUGAAAUAUUAGAAUUAAAGGUUACCAUAAAUACGAUGGUGGCACAAUUACGUAUGUUUGCUGCCGAGGUUACGCGAGUCUCUCGAGAAGUGGGAACCGAGGGUCAACUCGGUGGUCAAGCAGAAGUCCAAGGUGUAGAUGGCACUUGGAAAAUUUUAACUGAUAAUGUAAAUACCAUGGCCUCUAACUUAACAGCUCAAGUGCGCGAUAUUGCUACUGUUUGUAAGAGUGUUGCAUGUGGCGACCUAAGCAAGAAAAUUACUGUUGAUGUCAAAGGAGAAAUUUUGGACUUAAAGAACACUAUAAACACUAUGGUUGACCAACUACAAACAUUUGCUAUCGAAGUAACUCGUGUCUCCUUAGAAGUAGGCACAGAAGGAAAAUUAGGUGGUCAAGCUAUUGUUAAAGAUGUUGGUGGUAUAUGGAAAGAACUUACAGAUAAUGUUAAUAUAAUGGCUGCUAAUUUAACGACCCAAGUACGAUCAAUUGCUGAAGUUACGACUGCAGUAGCUAGGGGAGAUUUAAGUAAAAAGAUUACUGUAGACGUAAAAGGCGAAAUUCUUGAUUUGAAAAAUACUGUUAAUUCCAUGGUAGAUCAACUACGUAUGUUUGCUGCUGAAGUAACACGUGUAGCACGUGAAGUUGGUACGGAAGGAAUUCUGGGUGUUCAAGCUCAAGUUAAGGAUGUAGGUGGGACGUGGAAAGAACUAACGGAUAAUGUCAAUACGAUGGCGUCUAAUUUAACAGCUCAGGUACGUGAUAUUGCAAACGUAUCAAAAGCUGUUGCACGUGGAGAUCUUAGUAAAAAAAUAACGGUCGAUGUUAAAGGAGAAAUAUGGGGUCUUAAAAAUACCAUAAAUACUAUGGUAGAUCAGUUACAAACGUUUGCUACAGAGGUAACUCGUGUAUCGUUAGAAGUUGGAACAGAAGGGAAAUUAGGAGGACAAGCUGUUGUGAGGGACGUUGAAGGGACAUGGAAAGUUUUAACGGACAAUGUUAAUAUAAUGGCUGCUAAUUUAACAACUCAAGUGCGAUCUAUCGCAGAGGUAACAACAGCUGUUGCAUGUGGUGACCUAAGCAAAAAAAUAACUGUAGAUGUUAAAGGAGAAAUAUUGGAGCUUAAAAACACAGUCAAUUCUAUGGUAGAUCAGUUACGCAUGUUCGCAGCUGAAGUAACACGGGUUGCUCGUGAAGUCGGCACCGAGGGAAUCCUAGGUGUUCAAGCUGAAGUUAAAGAUGUUGGUGGUACAUGGAAAGAACUGACAGAUAACGUGAAUACCAUGGCAUCUAAUUUAACGGCUCAAGUUCGCGAUAUUGCUACUGUCUGUAAAAGUGUGGCUUGUGGUGAUCUUAGUAAGAAGAUUACUGUUAAUGUAAAAGGUGAGAUUUUAGACUUGAAGAACACCAUAAAUACAAUGGUGGAUCAGCUGUCUACCUUUGCUGCCGAAGUUACCCGUGUAGCUCGUGAAGUAGGUACCGAAGGCAAACUUGGUGUUCAAGCUAAAGUUAAAGAUGUUCGAGGGACAUGGAAAGAAAUUACAUCUAACGUUAAUACCAUGGCUGCAAACCUGACGUCUCAGGUGCGUGCUUUCGCUCAAAUUUCCACAGCAGCUACGGACGGAGAUUUCACCCAAUUUAUAACUGUUGACGCAUCAGGCGAAAUGGAUUCCCUUAAGACAAAAAUCAAUCAAAUGGUUUACAGUCUUAGGGAGAGUAUAAAGAAAAAUACCGCCGCAAGAGAAGCAGCAGAAUUAGCCAACAGAAGUAAAAGUGAAUUUUUGGCAAAUAUGUCACAUGAGAUUCGAACACCGAUGAACGGUAUUAUCGGGAUGACCACUUUAACACUUGAAACUGAAUUAACUCGACAACAACGUGAAAAUUUAAUGAUUGUCAGUACUUUAGCUAAUUCUUUGCUGACAAUUAUUGAUGAUAUAUUAGAUAUUUCUAAAAUUGAGGCAGGGCGAAUGACUAUUGAACAAAUUCCCUUCUCACUUCGUUCUGCUGUAUUUGGUGUCCUCAAGACACUAGCAGCUAAAGCUAACCAAAGAAAAUUAGAUCUUAUAUAUGAUGUAGACACCGGAAUACCAGAUCAACUUAUUGGUGAUCCUUUACGUUUAAGACAAGUCAUUACAAAUCUUAUUGGAAACGCCAUCAAGUUCACCACUGAAGGAGAAGUUGUACUGUCUGUGAAUGCCAGAUCAACUGAAAAUGAGCAGGUAACUUUGGAGUUUUGCGUUAGUGACACUGGUAUUGGAAUUCGGGAAGAUAAGAUUGAUGUGAUAUUUGACACAUUUUGUCAAGCUGAUGGAUCAACCACAAGAAAAUACGGGGGUACGGGAUUGGGAUUAUCAAUAUCUAAACGACUUGUAUCAUUGAUGGGAGGUGAUUUAUGGGUAAGGAGUGUUUAUGGUCAUGGAUCAGAAUUUUACUUUACAGUUAAAGUAACACUCGGUACAAUGAGCAAAGAACAUGUCAGCCAAAAAAUGGCGCCUUGGUAUGGUCGACAUAUAUUGUUCAUUGAUACAAUGUACGAUGAAACUGGUGUAGUUAAUAUUAUAGAAGAAUUAGGACUUCGACCAAAAAUAGCGAGAUCAGUUGAAGAAACAGCAAUUAUUACCGCAUCUCGUAAAUCAGAUACUCCCUUGUUUGAUACUGUAAUUGUUGACGAUUUAAAUAUCGUUGAAAGACUACGAGAGAUUGCACAUUUGAGAUAUAUUCCUAUUGUAUUAUUAGCUCGAAUGAUUCCAAACUUAAAUAUGAAAAACUGCAUUGAUCUUGGUAUUACUUCAUAUAGUAGUACACCUACAAGUUUGCCUGAUUUAAUGAAUGCUAUACUACCAGCACUUGAAUCAUAUGCUUCAGUACCAAGCGAUUUUGCAGGACAACCACCAUUGGAAAUUUUAAUGGCUGAGGACAAUAUUGUAAAUCAAAGAUUAGCGGUCAGAAUAUUAGAAAAAUUCGGCCAUAAAGUUGAAAUAGUAUCAAAUGGUAGAUUAGCUGUUGAACAAUUCAAAUGUAAACAUUACGAUCUGAUUUUAAUGGAUGUACAAAUGCCGAUAAUGGGUGGCUUUGAAGCCACACAGAAAAUACGCGAAUAUGAACAAGAUAAAGGUGGUCAUGUACCUAUUAUAGCAUUGACAGCUCACGCAAUGUUAGGUGAUCGAGAGAAAUGUCUCUCGGCUGGAAUGGACGAAUAUGUUACAAAGCCAUUGAGAAUGAAUGAUUUAAUUGCUACGAUAAACAAAUUCCCAGUUAAAAAUCCAAUUGAAGAAAUAGCAAAAGAAAUAUCUCUAAUUCCUAAUCAACACGAUUCACCUCAUGUAUGA